Salvia hispanica is the source of this 3785-nucleotide messenger RNA. RefSeq names its product protein transport protein SEC24 B-like. The record is from RefSeq and is a predicted model, not a curated record. Lineage: Eukaryota; Viridiplantae; Streptophyta; Magnoliopsida; Lamiales; Lamiaceae. Gene Ontology annotation, biological process: endoplasmic reticulum to Golgi vesicle-mediated transport; intracellular protein transport; COPII-coated vesicle cargo loading. Gene Ontology annotation, cellular component: COPII vesicle coat; endoplasmic reticulum exit site. Gene Ontology annotation, molecular function: SNARE binding; zinc ion binding.
AAAUAUAUUACUAGCGCUGUCGCAUUUCCGUUGUCUGUCCGUAACGCGCUGCGAUUCAUCAAUAUUCAUUCCAAACCCUUCUCCGGCGAACAGACAGCUGCUGCACUUCAUACUCCGAUCGAUUUUUGGGGGGAGAAGCUGUUGUUUCUGUUUGCAACGGCUAGAAUUUCGGUUUCCUGUCUCAGAGCUGGAUUGGAUUCGGAUUUCAGUUGGUGUGAGAUAGUAACGCUUUGUUACUGAUUAUCGUUUUAGGAUAUUGCUGAAUUGAUGGCAACUCCGAGAGGGCCGAGACCGGGGGCUUUUCCUCCCAAUCAUAACCCUAAUACACUUGCUAAUAACCUACAAAACCUACAGAUUAAUCAGUUUAAUCGCCAGGAAUUGAGUAAUGCCGGCAGCGGUGGUCAACAGCCACUGCCUUUUGCUGCUGGCCAACCGCGCCCACCCCCAUAUGGCGCGUUUCAGAGGGGUUUGGCACCUCCUGUGGGCCCUGGUCAAAGCACAUUGCCUCCAGAUGCGAUGCCUGCUAGACCGGCUGGCCCUGCUCUGGUAUCUCAGCCUCUUCCUUUUUCUUCAAGACCUCCUCCACCUGGGGUGUUAUCGAUGGGUUCAGCACCUCCUGUGGCUCCAGGACAGAGUACAUUGCGUCCAGAUGCGAUGCCUGCUAGACCGAAUGGCCCUACACUAGCAUCUCAGCCUCCUCCUUUUGCUUCAAGACCUCCCCCGCCUGGGGUGUUGCAAUCUUCCAUUGGAGGACCUGCUGCUCCUCGUCCCGGACCAUUGGGUCCUCCAACUCCACCCCAAAUGAUCUCCAAUGGACCAGUUGGUAACGGACCACCUGCAUUUGCCCCUGGGAUGAUGCAAAGUGGGUCAAGGCCUCCUCCUCCAGUGAGUAAUCUGCAAAGGCCUCCUCCUCCCACUAUGCUGUCAUCUCAGGCGCCUUCUCAGCCUCUACAAACUCGUCCUGGGUUCGGUGGUCCACCCACUUUUGUAUCGUCUUCUGUAGGUCAACCAGGUCCCCCGUUUUCAACCUUCUUGCAGGGUCCUACGUUUCCAGGUUCAUCAAACAUGCCACCUCCUCCAGGUCCAUUGACUCCACCACCAGUUCAGGGAACAGUGCAAUCUUCAGGUCAUCUUCAUGGCAUGCAGUCGUGGCCGCAGCAACCGCUACAGGUGGGUCUAUCUCGUCCCACCCAUGGUGCUAUGCAGCAGCAGCAGCAAAUGUUUGGGAUGCCACCAGGCCCACCACCAUUUCCAAAUCAAUCUAUGGCCUUGGGUCAAACAGAUCCAUCACAAGUUGAUGCCAAUCACAUUCCUCCCUAUAGCUCAAGUUCUGCUGUUAUACAACAUGAGACUCAUAUGGAUAAUCACGCAAAUCCUCCUCCGCCCGCAACAAGUACUUACAUUGUCAAAGACAAUGGGAAUUGCAGCCCACGUUACAUGAGAUGUACUUUAAAUCAGGUUCCAUGUACUGUAGAUCUUCUGUCCACGUCUAAAAUGCAGUUGGCUUUAUUGGUCCAGCCCCUAGCUCUUCCACAUCCGUCUGAGGAGCCCAUCCAUGUUGUUGAUUUUGGUGAAAGUGGCCCUGUUAGAUGUUCCCGUUGCAAGGGUUACAUCAAUCCUUUCAUGAAGUUUAUCGAUCAAGGGAAACGCUUCAUUUGUAACUUAUGUGGAUUCACUGGUGAAACUCCACAUGAGUAUCAAUGCAACUUGGGUCCAGAUGGUCGUCGGAGAGAUGCUGACGAAAGACCCGAAUUAUGCAGGGGAACUGUUGAAUUCAUUGCUCCUAAGGAAUACAUGGUGCGAGAUCCAAUGCCUGCAGUGUUUUUCUUCCUUGUUGACGUAUCAAUGCAUGCCAUACAGACUGGUGCUACUGCAGCGGCUUGCAGUGCAAUUAGCCAAGUUAUACCCAACCUUCCUGAGGGUCCUCGAACCAUGGUGGCCAUUGCUACAUUUGACUCCACGAUCCACUUUUACAAAUUAAAAUGUGCACAACAGCAGCCAUCUAUACUCAUAGUUCCUGAUGUACAAGAUGUAUAUACUCCUCUUACAAGUGAUAUCGUUGUUCAACUUACUGAGUGCCGUGAACAUUUGGAGAUAUUGUUGGAUAGCAUACCUGGAAUGUUUCAGGAUAAUAGAACUACUGAAUCAGCAUUUGGGGCUGCAGCGAAGGCUGCUUUCCUGGCAAUUAAAAGUACUGGAGGCAAACUUCUUGUUUUCCAAUCAAUCUUGCCAUCAAUUGGUAUUGGAUCCCUUUUUGCAAGAGAUGCUGAAGGCAAAAGUAAUACAUCAGCUGGAGAAAAGGAACCUCACAAGUUACUCCAGCCAAUGGACAAAACUCUCCAAAACAUGGCCACUGAAUUUGCAGAGUUCCAGGUCUGUGUUGACUUGUUCAUCACAACUCAAACAUAUGUAGAUGUUGCUUCUCUCUCUGUUGUUCCAAGAACCACCGGAGGGCAGGUGUACUACUAUUAUCCUUUCUCGGCUCUUUCUGACCUUGCUAAGCUUUCUAAUGAUCUUCGGUGGAAUGUCACAAGGCCUCAAGGAUUUGAAGCAGUAAUGCGUUUGAGAUGCAGUGAGGGUAUUCAAGUUCAGGAAUAUUCUGGAAAUUACUACAAUCGCAACCCAGCUGAUGUGGAUUUUCCUGCUAUUGACUGUGACAAAACUAUAAUGGUUUCCCUAAAACACAAUGACAAAUUGCGGGAAGAAUCAGGGUGUUCUUUUCAGUGUGCUCUUCUUUACACCACCAUUUAUGGCCAAAGACGAAUUCGAGUUUCAACUUUGUAUCUGCCAUGCACCAACAACCUCACUAGUCUGUUCGUAGCUCCCGACUUGGACACCCUAUUUUCUUGCAUCUUGAAACAAGCGGCCAAGGAAAUGACUUCAGCUCCUCUAUCUCGAGUUAAAGAUAUAGCAACAAAAGCUUGUAUCAAUAUUUUGCAUUCCUACAGCAAGUUUUGCGCUACCAAAUCAUCUUCUGCACUACUUAUGCCAGAAGCACUCAAAUUUCUGCCGCUUUAUACCCUAGCUUUACUCAAAAGCCAUGGAUUGAGCUCUGAUGGAAGAAUUGAUGAGAGAUCGUUUUGGUUAAAUUACGUUUCACCUCUACCUACUCCCUCUGUCAUUCCAUUGAUUUACCCUAGGAUGAUAGCCAUUCAUGACCUUGAUGAAAAGGAAUCGGAGGAUUCUAUUAUUCCAGCUGUUAUCCCACUCUCCAGCAUUCACAUAUCCGAUGAGGGAAUAUAUCUUCUUGAGAAUGGGAUAGACUGUUUAGUAUAUGUUGGCGCUUCCGUUCAGCAAAAUGUUUUGACACAGCUUUUUGGUGUAUCAUCAGUUGAAGAAAUCUCAAACCAGUUCAUGUUACAGCAAUAUGACAAUCCGUUGUCAAAGAAGCUAAAUGAUGUUCUAAACGAAAUCAGGCGGCAAAGGUGUUCCUACCUCCGAUUGAAGUUCUGCAAAAAGGGGGAUUCAUCAGAGGCGAUGUUUUUGUCGAACAUGGUGGAAGAUCGUAUGCCAAGCGGAGCUGCAUAUGCAGACUUUGUAGCACUUAUUCGCAGCGAAGUCCAAAAGAAAAAGGCUUGAAAGUUCUGAUCACCUCUGAGUAGAGAAACACACUUGCCGGAAACUGACAAACUAUAAAAUUUCAUUGGUAGAGUCCUUUUUUGGCUGAAAUAAGUUACAUAUAACUGAGGUCUGAGAUGAGUAUGUUUUGCUGAUCUUCACAUCAUCCAUUUUUACUGUAUAGAGAUGGCAUUUUUGGUAAUAUAAUAUUGAAGUUGAUUGUUAUA